Messenger RNA from Arabidopsis thaliana (thale cress), 1271 nucleotides. It is a transcript of the gene PEX19-2, whose product is annotated as peroxin 19-2. Bases 415 to 990 code for a protein of 191 amino acids. The transcript is spliced from 4 exons. NCBI's taxonomy places the organism in Eukaryota, Viridiplantae, Streptophyta, Magnoliopsida, Brassicales, Brassicaceae. Gene Ontology annotation, cellular component: cytoplasm; peroxisomal membrane; peroxisome. The record is from RefSeq and is marked reviewed.
CUGAACUUGAUCAAUUGAACAACACCGCCUUUGGAAAUUUGUUUCUCUCUUCAAUGCGAUAAUUCUCUCUUCCUCUUCGAAUUUUGUGAGUUUCUUCGAGAGUUGAGGAAGAGAGACUCGAGAAUAUGGCCAACGAUACUCACACCGAUGACUUAGACGAGCUUCUCGAUAGUAAUAAUUUCCUAACGAAUUUUAAUUUGAUUUGAUAACAUGUUCACCAAUUCUAGGUGAUUGGUGAAAAACGUUUUUGUUCUUGUGGGUUCGUUUUCUAUAAUUUAGAAUUCUGGGUCUUUCUCAGGUGCCUUGGAUGAUUUCAAGGAUCUUAAUCUUACUCAAAGAAAUGGAGGGGUUAAGAAAGAAGAGGGUGAUAAAAAAGAGACAGAGUCAUUGCCAAGUGGGGUUCAAGGUCUUGGAAUGGGGUUACCAGAUAUGAGGAGUAAGAAGAAAGGAAAGAAAAAGAUUGCUAAAGAGGACCAUGUUACUGAGGCACUUGAUAAACUCAGGGAACAAACUAGAGAAACUGUGAAGGGACUUGAGUCCUUGUCAUCGAAGCAGCAACCUACAGGUUCUGAUGAUGCUAUGGUUGAAGAUUGGAUCAAGCAAUUCGAGAAUCUUACUGGGUCUAACGACUUGGAGUCGAUAGUGGACACGAUGAUGCAACAGCUGUUAUCGAAGGAUAUUCUUCACGAACCAAUGAAAGAGAUUGGUGCAAGAUACCCAAAAUGGCUAGAAGAGCAUGAAUCCAGUCUAAACAAGGAAGAAUUCGAUCGUUAUUCACGCCAGUAUGAACUUAUCAAAGAACUCAACUUGGUGUACGAGAACGAACCAAACAAUUCGACCAAGAUAAUGGAGAUAAUGCAGAAGAUGCAAGAGUGUGGACAACCACCGAGUGAUAUAGUGCAAGAGAUGGAUCCUGGCUUUGAUUUCGCUAGUCUGGGCCAAAUGUCUCCGGACAUGCUCGAGUCUUCACCAAAUUGUUGUGUAAUGUGAGGGAAGAAACAGGUUUUAGAAAACUGUUUGGCCUUGUCCAGCCAUUGAAGAAUGGAGAACAUGUUUUUGUUUCUCUUGUGCAUUGUACAAUGCAAAGCUUGUUUAAGUUCUUUUUUUUUUCUUACCUGAAUACCAAAGUUAUUGGGUUUCGGUUCUUGUUCCUUUUGGUUAGUUCUGUUUUGGAAUAAUUUUGAAUCUCUACACACAAAUUCAUAAAUUCACUGAAACAUAAACGUGCUCUUCAUCCAAUUCAUUUCGGCUGUUCAAUAAAUGAAGUGUCC